Beta vulgaris subsp. vulgaris (sugar beet) is the source of this 2179-nucleotide messenger RNA. RefSeq lists its product as hypothetical. The record is from RefSeq and is a predicted model, not a curated record. Bases 192 to 1781 code for a protein of 529 amino acids. The transcript has 9 exons. Gene Ontology annotation, cellular component: plasma membrane; plasmodesma. Lineage: Eukaryota; Viridiplantae; Streptophyta; Magnoliopsida; Caryophyllales; Amaranthaceae.
ACAUUAAAAAUAAAAAAAUAAGAGCAUAAAAACAGCAAUUACACAACCACCCACAAUUUAGGCUUGAGUUCAGAACAUCCCCAUAACCCCAUUUGCCCAGUUCUUCUCUUUCUCUCUCUAGACUCUAGUCACUCUCCCCUGUUUUUCUCUCUCUAAAAAACAACAAAACAACAACUAUUUCUUCAUUGAUUAUGUCAUAUUUUAACAAAUUAAUCUUCUUUUUUUCACUUUUCAUUUUCUUCACACUCUUUUUUUCAUUCACUAAUGCUUUUCAAGAUGUGGGUACUUCUUCAUUUCAAGGGGUGAUAAAAUGGGAGCAUAAUAAUAGAAGGUCCAUUGCUGAAACUACGGAAGGAAAUUCUUCAUUGAUAUUAGCAGCCAAGAAUACACAUAGAAGGGACCCAUUUGAUCAUUUCAACCGUUACACUGGUGGUUGGAAUAUCAGUGAUAAACAUUACUGGGCUUCCGUGGCUUUCACAGCAGCUCCGUUCUUCAUUAUUGCCGCAGUGUGGUUUGUGUUUUUUGGGCUAAGUUUGAUAUGCACCUGCUUAUAUUUCUGCUGCUGUAGAAAAGCACCAUAUGGUUAUUCUCGAGUCUGCUAUGCACUCUCACUCAUUUGCCUGAUACUUUUUACCAUUGCUGCUAUCAUUGGUUGCAUAUUUCUUUAUACUGGCCAGGGAAAGUUCCAUGCUAGUACGACAACAACAUUGCGUUAUGUGGUGUAUCAGGCGGAUUACACUGUUGAGAAUCUUAACAAUGUCUCGCAGAAUCUUGAUGAUGCAAAAAACAUUGGUGUGGGGCAGAUGAGGCUACCAGAAGAUCUCCAGAAUAGGAUCAAUGAUAUUCAAACAAAGAUGAGUUCUGCUGCAAAUACUCUCGAUCAGAGAACCCAAGAAAAUUCUAGGAGGAUUCGCCGGGUCUUAGAUUUUGUGAGGCUGGCUCUGAUUAUACUUGCAGCUGUAAUGCUUUUACUUGCAUUUGUUGGAUUCUUACUGUCCAUUUUUGGAGUGCAAUGUCUUGUUUACACAUUGGUCAUUGUUGGGUGGCUUCUGGUGACAUUAACAUUCAUCUUAUCUGGAGUUUUCCUUGUCCUUCACAAUGUGGUUGCAGAUACUUGUAUUUCCAUGGAUCAGUGGGUCCAAAACCCUACAGCACACACGGCCUUGGAUGAUAUCUUGCCUUGUGUGGACAAUGCAACUGCACAAGAAACUCUGGUGAGAUCCAAAGAAGUUACUAAUCAACUAGUCAGCCUGGUCAACUUGGUGCUUAGCACUUUAGCUAAUGCUAACGUGCCGCCCAAUACACCUGCACCAUUGUACUUCAACCAAUCAGGUCCUUUGGUGCCUAAUCUUUGCAGCCCAUUUAAUUCAAAUCUGACUGAUCGCACAUGCACACCGGGUGAAGUGAACUUCAACAACGCAUCCCAGGUUUGGAAUAACUAUGUCUGUGAGUCUCGAAAAGUUAGCGGCAAUGAGAUAUGUACCACAACUGGACGGCUAACACCCACGAUGUACAGCCAGAUGAAUUCUGCAGAGGGUGUAAGCUUUGCUUUAUAUCAUUACACACCGUUCUUGGUCAACCUUCAGGACUGUACUUUUGUACGCAGCACGUUUAACGACUUCAGUGUCAACCACUGUCCCGGGUUGAGGAGAUAUACUCAAUGGAUCUACGUUGGUCUGGUAUUGGUCUCUGCCUCUGUUAUGUUUUCUUUGAUUUUCUGGGUUGUAUAUGCCCGGGAACGAAGACAUCGUGUCUAUACCAAGCAAGUGACCGGACACUGAAAAGUAAAAACCCUUCUACGGGUGAAAGCUGAAGGAGAUGCUUGAGUUGAGUGAUGUUCAUUCUUUUGUGUAUACAGUUGUAGCGUGUGCGAGAGCUUUCUGUGUACAUUAUUGUCAUUCUUAAUUCCGGACCUAGAUUGAUUGACAUUUAGAUGAGUACAUUUUAGAAGAAAUAGAUACCUAUGUUCAGCAUUUCCUCUGUUAUAACUACUUGCUGCUGUGCGAUGUUUUCAGUAUUUAUUCUAGUUUUUUUCCCCCUCUUUUUUGUGAAUUUCUGUAGCUUUUGAAUCUUUGGAAGUUGAACUAUGUGUAAUGAACUCCUACUGCAUAUUGCCAUGAAUUAGUAGAACCUUCAUUAACUGAUUUUCAUAUGCAGUCAAAGAGUUACUUAUACACCA